AUUCUCUGCACUAGACCUCCACCAGCUCCAACAAGUUUCGAAAUUUGGGUUUUCAGCAGACUCACUCUUCUGAUCGAACCUGCGUAUCACAGUCGUAGUCGUCUUCCAUGAUUUUACAAUUAGGGCUUGCAGAAAAAGGUGGGAGGAAACAGGAUUUGAGAGGCUUCAGGGCCUGGGCUCCGAUCGCCAUUGAGGUUGAAAGAGGACUUCGUCUCGACUAAACCAUUGUUAUAAAGGUGGGAGCUUUACAGUGUAACAUAAACAAACCAUUUUCACUGAAUGUUGCAGUUGCGCGUUAGGCCAGUUGGACAAGAUGACAGUAUAAAGGGGCGAUUGUAUGAAUAACUAGUUUUGGGGGAAUGGUGGGUUCAUCUAUAACUAAUUCGAGAUAUACGUAUUUACAUGACUGUAAACGGCCUUGUGAAGCAGUUGACGUGCACCACAUCAUUGUUCGAAAGAGUGGUGCGAAGGGUUUCUUAAUGUACUUGUUUGCUGUUGUUAUUCUAGCUACUGCCUUCUACAUUUUCUUUGUUAAGGAGAAAUCCGUCAUCAUUGUUUUAUGGAGUCUCCUUUUAGAUGCGUUCCUUGUAAAAUUGCUUCAGAAGAGUGUUGAGAAAGAGUCCAUCAUGGUUAUGCCAGCGUUUGGAGUUCAACUAGAAACUCACUAUGUGAGUGGAAAGAUUAUUCGUCGGUUUGUUCCUAUGGACAAGAUUUUGAAACCUGUGGUACUAGAAUGUGUGACUCCAGUUACUUGUUACUGGAGCCUGUCUUUCAUUGUACACGGGGAAGCAGAAUUGGUAUUAAUUUUUAAGGAAUUGCGUCCGCCUAUGAAAAUGUUGGUGCCCAUCUGGAAGGCCUUAUGUGCUGCCACUGGUACUAAAGGAAGCUCAAACGCAUGUACGGAAGAUGGUUGAUGGAGAUGAUUGAUUGCUGCUCAAGCAACAUAGAAUAAUUUGCGGAGCUAAUGCAACCUCUUCAAGGUCACGUAGUUGUUUAGCAUUCUGAUUGAUGGAGCUUCUGUUGCAAACCAAGCGACGAGGAGGAUGAAAGGCGAGGAUUUUGAUAUAUACAAGGUUAAAAGGAAUUCCUAUUGCAGUCAGUUACGCAGGUCACACUGUACAAUCUGCUGAUUUGAUUAAUUGUAGCCAAAAUCAAUGUAAAUUCAAAGUUUGUUCUUA
Molecule: messenger RNA, 1178 nt
Organism: Pyrus x bretschneideri (Chinese white pear)
Lineage: Eukaryota; Viridiplantae; Streptophyta; Magnoliopsida; Rosales; Rosaceae
Exons: 7
Coding region: 360-914 (184 amino acids)
Biological process (GO): GPI anchor biosynthetic process
Cellular component (GO): glycosylphosphatidylinositol-N-acetylglucosaminyltransferase (GPI-GnT) complex
Source: RefSeq, a predicted model, not a curated record